Molecule: messenger RNA, 420 nt
Organism: Sodiomyces alkalinus F11
Lineage: Eukaryota; Fungi; Ascomycota; Sordariomycetes; Glomerellales; Plectosphaerellaceae
Exons: 6
Coding region: 40-300 (86 amino acids)
Source: RefSeq, a predicted model, not a curated record
GAUAGAGCUUCGUGAAACAGCAACAGCCCAUACGACUCCAUGCCGGUCCCUUUCGAAGCACUCAUCCCGUAUGGGAUCAUCAUUGCCAUGUUCGGAAUAACUGGAACUGGUCUUGCUAUCGUCAAGGGAAUUGAGAACGGAGGAAAGAAGCCACGCUUUGGGUUGGAUCAGUGGGAUAAGCAAAUGAUGGAUCGGGACCGCCGCUUGACAGGAAACCUACGAGGCCAAACCGAUACCCCAGUUGCACCUACAGGUUUCGAGUUAAACAAUCCCUGGAGGCUGGAGAAAAGGAUCUCGUAGCCGAAACUGGCACAUCGAAUCCAUGCAGGCGCCAUAUAUGCGGAGAACUGAAGGACGAUGCAUCGCCCGAGGUAUGGACCUCGUGACAGGUCCCACGACGUACGAUGAUGGAGUCUUUUU